AUGGAGACCUGCGGCCCGAGCUCGUCGCCGGCGCAAGGUCGUGUAUCCCUCCUCCCCGACCCUGGGUUCGCGUACUACGGCAUCUCCUCCAACCUCAUCAGCUACCUGACCGACCCGCUCGAGGAGAGCACGCCCGCCGCCGCCGCCGUCAACGCCUGGUCCGGUGCCGUGUCCAUGUUGCCGCUGCUCGGCGCUGCCGUCGCCAACUCGUGGCACGGCCGCUACCGCACCAUCGUCGCCUCCUCCAUGCUAUACAUCACGGUAAGCCAACUCCGCACAAUGCCCCCUGAUUCGUUUCCUUCGUCGACGCCAAGCACAACUUUCUUUCUUCUGCUCAAUCAACUUUUUUGUGGAUCUUUUCGGUAG
Molecule: messenger RNA, 366 nt
Organism: Hordeum vulgare subsp. vulgare (domesticated barley)
Lineage: Eukaryota; Viridiplantae; Streptophyta; Magnoliopsida; Poales; Poaceae
Product: protein NRT1/ PTR FAMILY 5.14-like
Exons: 2
Coding region: 1-366 (121 amino acids)
Source: RefSeq, a predicted model, not a curated record